Messenger RNA from Castor canadensis (American beaver), 633 nucleotides. Its product is annotated as interferon lambda-4-like. Gene Ontology annotation, biological process: cell surface receptor signaling pathway via JAK-STAT; defense response to virus; innate immune response. NCBI's taxonomy places the organism in Eukaryota, Metazoa, Chordata, Mammalia, Rodentia, Castoridae. Gene Ontology annotation, molecular function: cytokine activity. The record is from RefSeq and is a predicted model, not a curated record.
AUGGAAGACAUCACGGGUCCACUCAGUCUGAUCCCUGUGUGGGCCUAUGGCCAGCGAUCCUACAUCAGAGUGAAGAUGCGGCUGAGUGGGGGGGUCGCGGUGGCUGCGGAGCUGUGCGUCCUGUUGGCUCUGGUCGAGGUGGCCCAGCCUAGUGUGGAGGCAUCCGGGGGCUGCGUCCUCUCCCACUACCGCUCGCUGGACCCCAGGGUGCUGGCGGCCGCCAAGUCGCUGAGGGACCGUUAUGAGGAGGACACGCUGAGCUGGCGACCGCGCAACUGCUCUGUCCGCCCCCGCAGGGACCCUGCGCGACCCUCGUCCUGUGCCUGGCUCCGCCACGUGGCCCGGGGUAUUGCGGACGCCCAGGCGGUGCUGAGCGGCCUGCGCAGACCAGAGCUCGUCCCCAGCAUCGGGCCGACCCUCGAGCUGCUUGUGGCCGCGCAGCGGGACGUGGCGACCUGCCUGCAGCUGAUCCCGCCUGACUCCCCCAGGACGUCGUCCCGGACACCGAGGAGGCGUCACAAAGCCCGGAGACCCGACUCACCUCGCUGUCGCGAAGCCACUGUCAUCUUCAACCUGCUGCGCCUGCUCACGCGGGACCUCAGGCUGGCAGCGCAGUCUGCACCCUGCGUGUGA